Molecule: messenger RNA, 3158 nt
Organism: Myodes glareolus (Bank vole)
Lineage: Eukaryota; Metazoa; Chordata; Mammalia; Rodentia; Cricetidae
Gene: Fam110c
Product: family with sequence similarity 110 member C
Biological process (GO): regulation of cell projection assembly; positive regulation of cell migration
Cellular component (GO): cell cortex
Molecular function (GO): alpha-tubulin binding
Source: RefSeq, a predicted model, not a curated record
GGGAGGAGCUGGAGCCGGGAGUGAUUCACCUUUCCCGGCCCUUCAGGCUCGCCCCAACUCCGGAUCUGGGCGGAGGGGCCCUGGGGCGUGUUUCCCCACCCCUUGCGGACUUCGGAACUGACUCGGACAGACUGGCGCCGGAACAGGAGUGGUCUCUACUGGACGACAACUUGGUGGGUUCGGGUCCUGCAAGAAUGCGGGCCCUGUCGGCCGUGGACGCACUUGCCAGAAUGCGACCCUCUCUCCGGGACCCCAGGGCGGUGGAGGACACGCACACGGCGCGGCCAGCGCGCAAGAGCGCGGUGGAGAGACUGGCAGCCGACCGCGCCAAGUACGUUCGAAGCACGCCGGGAUCCAGCCAGGGUUCUGUCUCCGAGGCCAGGGUCCCUGAGACCCCAGGGGUGCAGCACCGCAACCCAGUUCCUUCGGCUCUUACUCCAGCUCCCGUAGCCCGAAGGGUUAUCCCUCGGAAGCCGCUGAGACCUGAUUCGUUGGUCAUCUACCGACAGAAAUGCGAAUUCGUCCGAGGGCCAGGAACAGACGGUUCCAGAGGGGGAACGGUGAAGAAGUUUUCCCAGGGGUCUCCCAAGGACAAAAUGCCAGUAUCCCCUGAGACGACCGUGGUGUCAGGUGAGGGCAAGACGAAGGAAACAGCGGUCACUUGGACCAAGUUCGAUCAGAGGGUAGCCACUAGCCCAGCCUCUCCGUUAUCACUUCCCACCCCUGUAGUGGCCACGGAGUCCCCAGAUGUGCCUCUGAAGGUGACUUCCGAGGUUCCAGUCGCACCCUCCGCUGUGGAGCUACGGGUGUCGCGUCGCAGAGGAUUGCAGCGCUCUCAGUCAGAUCUCAGCUCCCGCUACUCGAUAGCCAGGGCCGAACCCGACAACUUCUUUCUUUAUUGCGGCCUGGAACCUGAAGUGGUGGAGGCUCUUGGGAGAGAGAACUUCUCUGCUGGGUCCGACAGUGUUACAUUCAAAGUGCGGAGCGUGAGCAUGGCUACUUCUGAUAGUAGCUUCUCCAGGCACAGCGAGGACGGACUGCAAGAAGAGGAGCUCAUGGAGCAGAUGCCUAGCACCACCUCGGUAGUAGAAAGGAACGCCCGUAUCAUAAAGUGGCUGUUUACCUGCAAGAAGGCCAAAGAAACCCCCAGCCAGAGGUUGCAGGGACCUGCCUGAUUGACGUCUGAUCCAGGUUAGAAGGAAGCAAACUUUUCCAUGAUGAAGGGACCCUUAAAUUGAAUGGACUUCUGAGCCAUGUGUUUGAUUCUGUUGACCAGGCUUGUAUAUUGGUCAUGGUGAAGUGCUGUGGUGAAGAUGGGCGGGAAGAUAUUAGUAGUUGUGAGAGGCAUCCUCCUUGUGAGAGUCUAUCUCAAAAGGCAGCUGAAGAAAUGAUAGCUGUUGGAGAAUAUUUUCAGGACUUUUUUUUGCCUGACGUACUGACAGUUUCUGCAAUGUGUUUUGAUAAUGUGUAAAUAGAUGCUUUCAAAGAAAGGAAGACAGUAUGAAAUCAAGCAUGGAUGUGGUAGUAUACUUCUUUCAACUAAUUUAUGCUACUUAUAGUUAUGUAAGCACAAAGAGGUAUCUAUUAAGUGCUGUGGCUGAGACCAUCAUUUGGCACAUACAUUGGUUUCCAAGCUUUAUUAUAACUAAACUGUAGUUAUUUCUAUACUAUACAACGGAUAGUCUUUUGUAAUGAUUUUAAGAGGACAUUUAAAAUCACUUUAAGGCUUCAUGGUUCAUUUUGUUAAUUCCACUUUCUUCUUGACCAUAAAUAUAUAAAAACACCCAUUGGGAGAUUCAUGAGACUAGAGAGCAUGCAAAAAAAAAUAAAAGUCCUCUUUUUGCACUUGUUCAAUGUAUUUGUAAUUAGGGAGGUCCAUAAGAGCCUGGAAUAUAAGAUAACAAGUAUUUACUUAUUUGGGGAAAAACUCACAAUAAGGAUAGAGAGACACAGUCCUCUGUGAACACUGGAAGCUGUGAGCCAAACUCUGACCACCAAUGAAGAGAAAGCAAGCAUGCUUCCUGUCUGUGCUUAUGGUACCUCAAACCAUGCCCUAAUGGGCCAGUACCCAAGAAGUUAUUGACUGAAUGAAUUCCCACAACACCAACCCCUUUUGUCUAAAUAAGAGAGUUCUAACCCUAAUACAAAACUAUAUACAAUAAGAGCAAAUAGCAAGUAUUGUCCAGGAAAAAUAAAAGGCAAAAAUAUAUACACAAAAAUAGAACUACAAUCCACAUGAACAGCCUCAAACAAGAAACACAAGCUACAUGUUCAGUCUAAGGUAAUGAGCAAAUAACAGAGAUUAUUUUACUAGCUGUCCUAUCCUGAGAAGUCUAAAUCUUAUACUAAAAUGUCUCAGCCAAGUUAUGAGAGGAAAGUAGCUAUGACUAUUUAGUCUACAACCCCAUCAAAGACCUGAGAAGGAAAAUAAUAUUUCCUGAGUAAGCUGUGGUGCAAGCAAACAACUUCCAAAAGGUGUGAGAAAUGACAGAGACAGCUUGCUAUCUGGACAAUCAUCCAAAGUCGCAUUUGCAAUGUUGGGGCAACCAAAUUUGGCUAAGACCUAGAGCAACUGACAAACCAUUUUCAGAGGCAGGAAAAUUCGAAAGACUGUCCUACCUUGUCUUCACAGGUUCAGCAGUCAUUUUUGCUUGUAUCUUGUUUCUCAGGUUUGGACAGAGUGCAUUUUGUCAAUAGUCAAAGCAAGGGAAAUUUUUUGCCCAAAUACCGGUUUUGCCAAGAAGAAAACAAGCUCCAAGUGGAGUGUCUUCGGUGUUCAUCAUUCUCUCAGGAAUAGAUUGGUGCUGCCAGGAGCAACCAUGUUUUAUGUCAGCAGAAUCCUGAGUUAUUUAGAUAUUGUAUUCUACAGUUCUGUCUAUGUGGAAUACAAUCUCUGUGCAUUUAGAGAAUCUGACUAGUCUAACUAUAAGUAUGGCAAAUAUGGGUGACUAUUGACUUAUAAUUCUUUAAACUUUAAGUAUAGCUUAAAGACUAAGGUUUCACAUUAUAAAAUUAAACAGUCUUUAAACAGAUAUAUAGCAAAUGAGGGCAAUGAUCCCAAAAAUGUAAACAAUCUAUGUAAGUAUCUUGAUCAGAGAUAGAAAUGUAUAGUGCAAUAUGAAAAAUAUAUCCUAAAAUUGCAUCAAUAUCCAAAAUGU